Messenger RNA from Colletotrichum truncatum, 687 nucleotides. RefSeq names its product AhpC/TSA family protein. Gene Ontology annotation, biological process: cellular response to oxidative stress; cell redox homeostasis; cellular oxidant detoxification. Gene Ontology annotation, molecular function: peroxiredoxin activity. Gene Ontology annotation, cellular component: mitochondrion; cytosol. Lineage: Eukaryota; Fungi; Ascomycota; Sordariomycetes; Glomerellales; Glomerellaceae. The record is from RefSeq and is a predicted model, not a curated record.
AUGGCUGACCAGCGCCCCGCUCCUCUUCGUCUCGGCACCAUCGCCCCCAACUUCAAGGCCGAGACCACCAACGGUCCCAUCGACUUCCACGAGUUCGUCGGCGACAACUGGGUUGUCUUCUUCUCUCACCCCGAGGACUACACCCCCGUCUGCACCACCGAGCUCGGUGCCUUUGCCAAGCUUGAGCCCGAGUUCACCAAGCGUGGCGUCAAGCUGAUCGGCCUUUCUGCCAACACCCUCGGCAGCCACGAGGGCUGGAUCAAGGACAUUGACGAGGUCACUGGCUCUCGCGUUUCCUUCCCCAUCAUCGCCGACAAGGAGCGCAAGGUCGCCUACGCCUACGACAUGCUCGACUACCAGGACACCACCAACGUUGACGAGAAGGGCAUUGCCUUCACCAUCCGCUCCGUCUUCAUCAUCGACCCCAAGAAGACCAUCCGUACCAUCCUCUCCUACCCUGCCUCCACCGGCCGUAACUCCGCCGAAGUUCUCCGCAUUGUCGACUCUCUCCAGACCGGCGACAAGCACAAGAUCACCACUCCUAUCAACUGGGUUCCUGGUGACGACGUCAUUGUCCACCCCAGCAUCAAGACCGAGCAGGCCAAGGAGAUCUUCCCCGAGGUUCGCAUUGUCAAGCCCUACCUGCGCUUCACCCCUUUGCCCAAGGACAAGGCCACCGUCGCUUAA